Molecule: messenger RNA, 5975 nt
Organism: Uloborus diversus
Lineage: Eukaryota; Metazoa; Arthropoda; Arachnida; Araneae; Uloboridae
Gene: EndoB
Product: endophilin-B1-like
Exons: 9
Coding region: 192-1235 (347 amino acids)
Biological process (GO): membrane organization
Cellular component (GO): cytoplasm; membrane
Molecular function (GO): protein binding
Source: RefSeq, a predicted model, not a curated record
AAUACUGAAAUUAUUCAUUAUUUUUUCUGCAGCGACGGAUUAACCGGAGCAAUGCCGUAGCUAGUGCAAGAACAUCUUCUACCCAAAUAAUUUAAAUUAGUAAAUCCCUCACCUUAUAAAAUUGCUGAAUGAAAACACUACCAUCUUGUCCUAAUUCCUAAUUUUUCACUCAAGAUUUUGCAGCUUUCAUCAUGGAAUUUAGCAUGAAGUCGAUUAAAGGACUUGCAGCUGAAGCUGCUACAGCCUUUACCCGGGCUGUUCAAUACACUGAAGAGAAACUUGGGACAUCAGAAAAGACUGAACUUGAUGCUCAUUUUGAUGGGUUGGCUCUGCGAUCGGACAGAACAAAACAUUGGACUGAACGAUUAGUUUCUCGAACCGAUGCUGUCCUGCAACCUAAUCCGAACACCCGAGUAGAAGACUACUUCUUCGAGAAAUUGGACAAGAAGAGAGAACACCCGUCUAACCUUGACCUUCUUGGCCAAGAUAUGAUUGAUGCUGGUGCUGAUAUCGGAUCUGGAACACCUUAUGGAAGUGCUUUAAUCAAAAUUGGUGCAACUCAACAGCGUCUCGGAGCUGCCGAAAGGGAAUUUGUUCGUGCGGCCAUGACUACUUUUGUCAGCCCCCUGAAAAGGUUUUUAGAGGGUGAUAUGAAAACAAUUGUGAAAGAGAGGAAAAUCCUUGAAAAUAAGAGACUAGAUCUUGAUGCUUGUAAAAGCAGGCUGAGGAAAGCGAGAUCUCUGGAAGGCCAAGCAAAUGCUGAAACAGAACUCAGAAUUUCUCAGGCUGAAUUUGACAGACAAGCGGAGAUCACAAGGCUCUUACUUGAAGGGAUUAGUAGUGCCCAUGCAAAUCAUUUGCGGUGUCUAAAUGAUUUCGUAGAAGCUCAGGCAGCUUUUUACAAUCAGUGCCAACAGUUUAUGGUUGAUCUACAAAAAGAACUUGCAAGCUCCUUAAAUGUUGCCAGUGGUACAAAAGCAGGGAGUUAUCAAGGUCUUUAUCCCGCAUCUCCCGGAAGUCCUUCAGAUACGGCUCUUAAUUCCCUACCCAACGAUAAAAAGCGUGCCAGAGUUCUGUAUAAUUACGAGGCGUAUGAUAACACUGAAUUGUCUCUGACUGCUGAUGAGGUCAUAGUUGUCCAUCCUUUAUCCAUUCCUGAUGUUGAUUGGAUGAUGGGUGAACGUGGUACACAGAAAGGAAAAGUUCCUGUAGCAUAUCUUGAAGUUUUGAAUUAGUGGUUCUUUGGAUCUUGGGAUGUAAAGUGCAAAGCUUAGCCAAUAAAUUUUUCAUUAGCAUUGCAGAUUUUAUGCCAGCUGUUUCAACGUGUUGAUUUUUAUUUGUCAGCAAGCUCAGCAAUGUAUGUUUUAGUAAUUUAUAAUAGUCACAUUUUAAUUUUUUAAAUGUGAAGUAUGUUUGCAAAGAGUUAUAAAUUUUGUUUGUUUUUCAAUGCUGUAAUAGUUUUUGCCCAGUGAACUUUUGCUGAAUAUUUUACAAAAAAGUAUUUAAGCUAUGUUAAAGGUGAACAAUAGCUGUUUGGAAAAAUACAAGUCUUAUGUCACUUAUAACAUUACUUGUAUUUUUCAAUGCAGUAUGUCUUCCUUUCUUGUAUAUGUCAUUAAUGCUUUUGUAUAUUAUGUUCUUUGCUCAAUUCUACUAAUGAAUUCAGUGCGCUUAAAGAAUUUUGAAUUUUUUUAAAAUGCAUUAGGUACUUGAAUGAUUAAUUUUUAACUACUAAUUUAAUGCAUUUUAAAUUGUUUUCUUAGAUUGAUAAAACUAAUUUUGUUUUUAAAAAAUUAAGAUGAUUUUUUUUUUUUUUUUUUAGAAUGAAUUUUUCUGAGUAUUUUUCAGUCAAGAAAAUGUUUGAAUUAUGCUUUUUCAUGAAAUUACUAAUGCUUUUUCGCAAAAUUACACCUUUCCUCCUUUUUAAAUUAUGCAUCAGGUUCAUGUCUGUGAUACCUCAAGUUUUUAAUUUUUACACAUUUUUCCACAGGAAUUUUUUAUUUUGUCUUAUUUUAUUAUUUUUAUUAUAGUUAUAUUGAGGUGUAACAUGCAAUAAUUUAUUUAAGAACUGCAUUUUGUGUAGCAAGUGCUAUAAAUAAUAAAAGACUAAUAUUCUUUACUUACUUUAAAACAUUGAAGUAAGGAUUACUUAAAAAUACUAUUGUGUGUUUGUUUUUCAAUAAAGUAAUUUUAAAUAUUUAUAAAAUAUUUCUUUCUUAGCUGUAUAUUGUUGUGUUGACCAAGGUGUUAAAAUAUUUUUAUAGCUUAUUUCUUAAUCAUAAAAUUGUUUAUCUUGACGUUUAUUAUUAAUAUGUUAUUAAUGUAAAAACUUGUCAUAUCCCCGUCCCUCCAAAAAAUAUUUGAUUGUUAAAAUGGACUUUAUUUAUUCUUCAUUGUGUGAUGAAGAAAUGCCAAAUUUGUUUCAAAAUUGUGUUUGUAUUUAAAUUCUGAAUGUGUUAAAGUAUGAAUGUAUUAAUUUUUUUAAAGAGUUAUUAAAUACUUUAAGCAUAUGAGGGUAUCAAAAUUACAGCAAUCUCUUAUCAAAUCUUUUUCCCCCCAAAAUUUCCCCUGAAAUCUAUUUUGUUUUGUGUUAGUACAUACAUAGUGGAGAAUUUUGCUCUAUUAUGCAGAACUUCACUUUUUUGACAUUUUUCAAAAUUGCUUCUUUUGAUACCUUUUUAAGAACUUUUUAUGUCAGAAUGUCUGCAGCUUUCAAAUAUUCCAAAAAAGUCUCAAAUUUUAAAAAUUGUUUGAGUAAGUAUUGAAAGUCAUGAAAGUUUUUCAUCCAAUUUCUUGCAAACCUCUUAAAACAGGUUGAUAUUUUUUUUCUCUCCAAGGUGCUAUGCCUUUAAGUAUAUGUUAUUUGGUUUGGUAUCAAAAUACAAUGAAACCAGCCCUAAAUUUACCUCUUUCAUUAUUAAUUUUUUAAGCUAUUAUUUCUGUUUUGAGAAUGUAUUGUCAUAGUUCUUUGAAUGCUUAUAGCUGCAGAAUUGUUUGCACACUUUAUGGCAUUGAAAGUUUGUACCCUAAGUGGACACCUGUGGCAUUUUAUGUAUAAAUAAUUAUCAGCUGUUCAAACUUUAUGCAUACUCUCCCGGAAGGAUGUUCCAAUUAAUUGGCUGUAAUCAGUAAUUGGACAUAAUUGGCUACUUGGCUGUUUACUUAUAAUCAGCCAUUUUUUCCAAUUAAUCAACCGAAAAAUUAAUUUAAGUAUGCCUAAAAACUGUUUAGUAACAACUCGGUUUUCGUGAUUGAGAUUCUUCUGAAAAAUAUGUGCAUUCUUGUGACUCAAAUCAGACCCUUGACAUGCUUCCAAUAUUCAGUUUAUUUAAUUCUUUAGUUAAUGAAAUUGAGUUUGAACACAUCACAAACUUAAUGUUUUUAAGUAUGUUUUUUUAAAAAUGAAUAUUUUUUCUUUUGGUCUUUCUUUGAAAAGAAAAAAAAAAUGAUACAUUGAGUAAAAAAUCAACCAAAAAACUUGUAAUUUUUAAAUAUUGCGUUGCUUCAAAGCUCUAUUAUUUAUGAUAUUUCUGAAAGAUUAUGAAUAAGUCAUGAAAUUACUUAUAAAAAUCUGUAGAUACCCUGCAUAUGCUUAAAAGACAUAUUAAGAUCUAUUGGUGCAAGCAGCUUCUGUAAGUCCUCCUAUUGAUUCUUUGUCAUACAAAAUUUAAAAUAUUUUUUUUUUUGUUUUGAGAGGCAGUGUGGGGAAUGAGCAAUAUUUGGAAGGGGACUGUUUUUAAAUCGACUGUAUUGUUGAUUUUCUGUUCUCACCUUUGUAUAUGCGCUACAUUACCAAAUUGUAAAACACUUGAUGUAUGUUAUGCUUCUAAAAGUAAGCAUACAGCAUUUUAGUUCUUUGCCUGAAGCUUGCCGUUUUAAAUGUUGUUGUUUACAAGACAAUCUUUUACGUUUGUUACACUUGACAUAAACAAUCAACCUUGCACUGGCAAUCUUUGUUUCAUUGUUAACAAAUCAUAAUUUUCUCUUAUGUUUGUAUGUUUUCACGUUACGACUGGUUACUGUGAUUUUACUGUAAGAUAGUAACCAGAUCCAAAGAGAAGACUUUUAGAGUCAGUAGGAAUUAUAUGUAAUAAAGUAAUAUUGAGUCUUAGCUCAGUACUUAAUUGCCAUAGAGAUUUUUGCGGGAAUCCACCAGAAUGCUCCCUCUCAGAGCUAUCUUACAUUGAUGGCUUGUGUGCUUGUUUUAAGAAGCAAUAAUGUUCUAAACAAUCGGAGUAGAGUUUACAAUCAUGUUACCGUUUUGUAUAUAUUUUUGAAUUGCAUGUAGACUUUAUUUUAUUUACUGUCAUCUACUUAAGCAGCCCAGCUUGCUUUUUUAAUGUUUGCAUUAUUUCAUAGUGCUGCAUCUCUAAAAGUUUGUUUGAAUUGUAAGAUAUCUUUGCUUUAUAUUUCAGAGACUGUCAGUUAUGUAAAAAAAAAAAAAAAAUAUGCUACACCCACUUUUAUGUAAAUAUAUUAAUUUCUUAAAGCCAGGAGGGAGGCAACUAUCCCCUUCUAACCCCCUAAAUGACAGGCCUGUUCAUGAGCAUUGCCAAGAUUCCCGUUAGGGAGGGGACAAACAUAGGUGCAAAAAGAUAGUGGCUUUUAGUUGCCCCCCGUCCCCCAGUACGGACUUCCGAAAUUGCUUGAAUUUAUUGUUCUCCUCUCCCCCUAAAAAAGCAUUUUAUGCUAUUUUUUGGUCGAAUAUGGGCAGAAAAAGGAUUAUUUGGUUCUCUUCUGGAAAUUUUUCGAAAUUGAAGUUCUAAAAUUGCAAUUUUAAAUUAUCUUGGGUGAUAUUUGGAAAGAGCGUGGGAGGGGCAGUUGCUCCUCCCCACUCCCCUCUGGCUACACCCAUGGGCCUCAAAACCAAGUGAUGCUGAAGGACUAGGAGGGUGAGUGUAUCAUGCUGUCACUGUAAUGUUACAUUGAUGAAUGCUGGGCUCUCACCUCACUUUGUGUACCCUUUUCAUUCACUCUCUCUAGUUUGUGUUCAUAAAUGACAUUUAAUUGCACUUCACACUUCAGGGUCCCCCUGUCUGUACAUGGUUUAACCGGUUGGAUAGGCUCUGGAGACUGCUCUGUUUUUUCAAACCGGACCAGGGGCCGAGCAACCCCUGAUCCAGAACCCCCAGAGGUUUUGAUCUACUUGGAGGACUUUGUGACUACAAACAUAUUUAGCAUGCCCCAGUCACCAUUAACGAGCACGGAGGAUCUUUGACUGACUGCCAUCAAACCCGAAACCCUCCAGUUAAGAGUCCAACACGUUUCUGGUCAGGCCACCACAGCCCAUUCAAUUUCACAGGAACAGUGGUCUUCAGGCUAUGUUCAACCUCAAUUUUUUGUGGAUUUGGUAAAUAAAAAUUAAAAGUGGGAGUUUUUUUUUUGGACUUGCCAAAUACACUACACUCCAAGGUCCCCCAUACAUGCCACUAUGCAUGGUUUAACUGGUUUGAUAGGGCCUGAAGACAGCUCUGUUGUCCAACCAGAUCAGAAUCCAGGCAACCCGUAAUUCAACAUCCCCAAAGUUAUUGAUUUGGAGAGCACUUCUAUUAGUUUUCUAAUGUCCCUUUACUAAACCAUAAAAUGAGGAAAGUAUAUAAAAUGCGACUGCAAAUAAUAUCAGUAAUGUUCAACCACAACAGUUAGUGUUAAAAAAGUGCUAGUACAUUCACCAAAUAAUGGUGCAGGAGUCGCUGACAUCUGGAGCAUCAGAUGUGGUUUUUUAGACAACCUUCAGUGCACUGAAAUGCAAACUUUCAUAUUUCAUACUUGGUUUUGAUUUGAGGAUAGAUGUGGGAUACUGUGUAACAAAAGUUGAAUACCAAAGUAGAGUGCGGUUGACUAGAAUAAGAACUAGACUUAGGGGCGGUAACUUACUGCUAAAUAGAGUAAGAACUAUUCUGGAGUGAAACUUUUUUGCGGUUACCUUGGAACUUGGUAGCAGAAACAGUCAUGACGCUGUGACGUACGUCAGA